Messenger RNA from Caenorhabditis angaria, 3227 nucleotides. The record is from the annotation of a GenBank genome assembly. Lineage: Eukaryota; Metazoa; Nematoda; Chromadorea; Rhabditida; Rhabditidae.
AUGUUAGGUUUGUUUAUUGCAUUUUUGUGAUUUUCUAACAUUUUUUGAGUGUCAUGUUCCUUUAAAAAUUCAUCUACAGUAGGAAAUCAUUGAUUUUUGAAAAUUAUCCACUACAGUAAUCCUAGAUUUUUCAAAUAUUCCUGAACCUUUAAAAUUAUCUACAGUAACCCUUUAAUCGUGUUCCUUUAAAAAUUCAUCUACAGUACCCCUAGGAUUUUUGAAGCCUAGAUACAGUACUCUUCUGGGGAUUCAUUGAACUCUUAUGUACCUUUGAAAUUAUCUACAGUACCUCUCGAGAAAUUAUCGAAUUUCUAACAUUUUUGGGUCCUGAACCUUUAAAAAGCAUCUACAAUACCCCAAGACUCCGAUUUUUGAGUCUAGCUACAGUACCUCUUAAGAAAUUAUCGAUUUUUCAUUUAGAAAUUUUAUUAUCUCCCUUUAAAAUCAUCUACAGUAAUCCAUGAGGAAUUUUUCAAUUGUGCACUGUUAAAAUCACCUACCGUAACCCUAACAAUUUUUUCAUGAUCCUUUAAACUGUACUCUCCCCUCUUCUUCCCUUCACUAAUAUAAAUGUCCCCAUUUGUUGCAGCCAGUGCACGUCGUUUCGUUUCGAGCUCAUUUGCUGCAAUGUCUUCAGUCUACGGAAUAACUGUCAAAGAUGCGCAAGGAAAAGACACAAAUCUCGAGAAAUACAAGGGAAAAGUGUUGAUUAUUGUGAAUGUUGCAUCGCAAUGCGGAUUGACCAACUCGAAUUAUACACAAUUGAAAGAGUUGUUGGAUCAGUGAGUGAAGUUUUGGGUGGAUUUUGAGCCAAAAUUUGGAAUUUUUGAAGAAUUUUGAGCUGAAAUUUGAGAUUUUUGAUUAAUUUUAAGCUGAAAUUCGGGAUUUUUGAUGAAUUUUGAGCUGGAGACCUUGAAAAAUGCGAAAAUUUCACUGUAAAAAUGGUUCUGAAGCUUCUAAAGUAACGUAGAAUGUUUUUGGCUCAAAAAUUGAUUUUUUCGGACCAUUUCGAGCUGAAAUUUAGGAUUUUCGCAGAAUUUCGAGAAAAAAAAUUCACUGUUUCAAGAAAUUGAUUAUUGAAAAUAGGAAAAUUUGUGUUUUGAUGUCGCUUAUGUCUGAGGAGUAAAUACCUAAAAAUAAUCCCAAAAAAUCUACUGUUUCAAAAAAUUUGUUUGAAAAAAAAUGUUUUGAUAAUUUAUUAUUACAUUUUUACUUUGCGUGUCAAUUUUUCGGAAAAUCAAAAAAAAUAUUUGAAAAAUAUUAUUUUAAGGUAAUAUUUUUUUUCUGAAUUCAAAAUUUUAGUUUAGAAACCUCAAAACCAUCCCAUAUUUGUUCCAGAUACAAAGAUCAAGGUCUCGAAGUCGCCGCGUUCCCAUGCAAUCAAUUUGGCGGACAAGAACCAUCGUGUGAAAUCGACAUUGCUUCUUUCGUCGCCGACAAAUUCAAAUUCGAACCCGAUUUGUUCCAAAAAAUCGAUGUGAAUGGGGAUAAUGCGAGCCCAUUGUACAAAUAUUUGAAAAAGGAGAAGGGCGGCACUUUGAUUGAUGCAAUCAAGUGGAAUUUCACCAAAUUUUUGGUGGAUAGAAAUGGAAAUGUUGUUAAGAGGUGGGGUUUUAGUCAAUUAAUUUUAAAAUUCAAAAAAAAAAGAAAAAGCAAAAAUUGUUGAAAAAAAAUUUCUUUAAAAUUGGAAACGUAAAUUUUUCAUUAAAAAUAUGUAGAUCAAGAAAACAAACGAGAAAAUUUUUUUUAAACAAAUUUAUCAUGAAAUUUUGAAACAGGAAAUUUUGAAACAGAUUAAUUUUUUGACAAAAAUUGUUCAAAAUUUAGAAAAGCUGUAUGCAAUUGUUCAUUUUUUUCAUUAAACAAAUCAUUAAAUUUUGAAACAGUGCUUAAAGACUUCAAUGUUUUCCCCAAAUUAUGAUAUCAGCAUCAGAAUUUUCUGAUUUACAAAAAAUUAUUCUUGAAAAUUUGAAACAGUAAAUUUUUCAUGCAUCUAACGAGAAAAAUUGUUUUGAACAAAUUUAUCAGGAAAGUUUGAAACAGUAAUUUUUUUAAAUAGAAAUAUUCAAUUUUUUUCCAAAGUAAAUAAAAUUUUCUGAUUUUCAAAAAAAAAUUUUCUCCAAAAUUUGAAAAAGUGAAUUUUUCAUAACGAAAUAGAUCCAAAAAUUGAAACGAAGAAAAUUUUUUUGAGCAAAUUUAUCAUGAAAUUUUGAAACAGUAAAAAUUUUUUUUUGGAAUAAUUCAAGUUUUAUGAAUUUUUACCUGAAAUUUCGAGAGCUUUUAUGAAUUUUCAGAAAAUAAUUGUUCAAAACACUGAAUGAAAAAUUUUUAAUUCAACAAAUUUAUCACAAAGUUUUGAAAGGUAAUUUUUUUUGCGAAAAAAAUUCAACACCAAAGGAAAUUUUCUUGAACAAAUAUAUCAUGAAAUUUUGAAACAGUAAAGUUUUUUUUUUGAAAUAAUUCAAGUUUUAUGAAUUUUUACUUGAAAAUUCGAGAGUUUUGAUGAAUUUUCAGAAAAUAAUUUUCUGAUUUUCAAAAAAUUGUUCUUUGAAAUUUAAAACAGUGAAUUUUUCAAAAUAUAAUAGAUUCAUAACCCAAACGAGAAAAAAUUUUAUUCAACAAAUUUAUCAUGAAAUUUUGAAACUUAAAUUUUCCUGCACAAAAAUUUUUAAAAAAAUUUUUGGAAGAGUUUGAACUGUUUUAUGAAUUUCACCUGAAAAUUUGAGAUUUCUGGUUUAUUUUGAGCCUAAAUUCAUGAAAAUUCAUUAAUUCUACAAUGUAGAAAACUAUCUAACAAACAAUUUUGAUUAAAUAAAUCUAUCAAAAAAAUCUGAAACAGUAAAUUUUUUAUGAAUGAUCCAGAAUUUUUCAUUCAAUUCUUUCAAGAGUUUUAUGAAUUUUACCUGAAAAUGAUUUGGUUAAAGCAAUAAAAAAUUGUUAAUUUUUAAAAAUUUCAUAAAAGUUUGAAACAGUAAAUUAUUUUUUGAAGAAAAAAAAUCUAAGACAAAUUUUUAAUUGAAAAAUUCUAUCAGUAAUUUUUGACAAUUUUCAAUCAAGAUGCAGUAACAGAAUCAAAAUUUCCUGAUUUUUCAAAAAAUCAUUCUUGAAAUUUUGAAACAGUGAAUUUUUCUGAAUCCAAAAUUUUUUUCAGAUUUGGCCCAACCACCGAACCAAAAGACAUGAAAAAGGACAUCGAGGCGGCUCUCGCUGCACCAGCAAAGCUUUAA